UAUCACGCCUGGUGGGCCAUCAUUCCCCUCCCCAAUACCACUGUUCAGAAGAUGCUCCCUACCGGUCGUUCGAUGGUCUUGUCAGAUGUCUCUCUCCCUGGCCUAUCAACUGGCCAACAUCCCGUGAUUCUAGAGAUUGGUACAGAGCACCACGCAGGUCCCAUCGACUUGCCAGAUUGGCUCCUUCCAACCUUCCCCGAGUUCAAGCUGGACAUCCCUUAUCUGACAGCUUCGCCCUCCAGCGACGGCGCGGCCAAACUCCUGAACUACAAGUCCAUCAUCUACACCGACUCCGCCAUCCUGAAUGCCGCCUCGCGGCUGCAGUACAACCUGAACGCCAGCGCGGCCGACAUGAAGGUCACCGACAACAGUUACAAAGUCGACUUCAACGGUCAUACCUUCACUGCCAACUUUGAGUCGUCUGGGUCCUAUCAGUCUGCGGACAAAUUCCCCAAUUUCAGCGCUUACGUGGACAUCAUGUCACAGACGUGGUUUGGAUCUUACCAACGCUACAGGAAGACUUGUGCCGAUCACCACUACCAGUUCGACACCAUUCAGAUUCGACCAGCCAGCAUGACCAUGCAGGCCGCUAAAGGAGUUCUUGACAUCAAUUUCCCCGAGGGUCAGAUCAAGACGCCCGAUAUAACAAAGGCACUGGGUACCGUUGAGGUCUUGGCACAUUUUACCAUCAGUCAUCCUUACGACUGCCUUCCCAACUAGAAAAAUUCCCAACUGCGUAUU
Molecule: messenger RNA, 741 nt
Organism: Acanthaster planci (crown-of-thorns starfish)
Lineage: Eukaryota; Metazoa; Echinodermata; Asteroidea; Valvatida; Acanthasteridae
Source: RefSeq, a predicted model, not a curated record